Molecule: messenger RNA, 2039 nt
Organism: Sus scrofa (pig)
Lineage: Eukaryota; Metazoa; Chordata; Mammalia; Artiodactyla; Suidae
Gene: KRT72
Product: keratin 72
Biological process (GO): intermediate filament organization; keratinization
Cellular component (GO): keratin filament
Molecular function (GO): structural constituent of skin epidermis
Source: RefSeq, a predicted model, not a curated record
UCGCCUGGUCCCUCGCAGCCCAGCAGCCCGUGACCUCCCAGCCAUGAGCCGCCAGCUGCACCUCUACUCUGGAGGGGAGCGCCUGGCCUUCAGCGGCUGCUCGGCAGUCAUCUCAGGCCGGGUCAGCAGCUGCUGCACCUCGUUUCGGGCUGGCGUCAAAGGCAAGGCCACCUUUGGCAGCAGGAGCCUUUUUAACCCUGGGGCCAGCCGGCGCCUGGCCCUGAGCACCGCCUCCAGGCGGGGGGGCUCCGCGCUGCGUCCCUGUGCAGCCACAGGCGGUGGCCGCCUGGGCGGCUUCGUGGGCACCGUUUUCGGCAGUGCGGGGCUGGGGCUCGCGUGUCCCUCCGUGUGCCCGCCCAGCGGCAUCCCGCAGGUCACCGUCAACAAGAGCCUCCUGGCCCCCCUCAACGUGGAGCUGGACCCCGAGUUCCAGAAGGUGCGCGCGCAGGAGCGGGAGCAGAUCAAGGCGCUGAACAAUAAGUUCGCUUCCUUCAUCGACAAGGUGCGGUUUCUGGAGCAGCAGAACCAGGUGCUGGAGACCAAGUGGGAGCUGCUGCAGCAGCUGGACCUGAACACCUAUAAGAACAACCUGGAGCCCAUCCUUGAGGGCUACAUCAGCACCCUGCAGAAGCAGAUGGAGACACUGUCCGGGGACAGGGUAAGGCUGGACUCGGAGCUGAGGAGCGUGCGAGACGUGGUGGAGGACUACAAGAAGAGGUAUGAGGUGGAGAUUAACAGACGCACCGCUGCUGAGAAUGAGUUUGUGGAGCUCAAGAAGGAUGUGGACACUGCCUACAUGAACAAGGUUGAGCUCCAGGCCAAGGUGGACUCCUUGACAGACGAGAUCAAGUUCUUCAAGUACCUGUACGAAGGGGAGAUCGCUCAGAUCCAGUCUCACAUCAGCGACACGUCCGUCAUCCUGUCCAUGGACAACAACCGGGACCUGGACCUGGACAGCAUCAUCGCUGAGGUCCGUGCCCAGUAUGAGGACAUCUCCCUGAAGAGCAAGGCCGAGGCUGAGGCGCUGUACCAGAGCAAGAUCCAGGAGCUACAGGUCACGGCAGGCCAGCAUGGGGAUGACCUCAAACUCACCAAGGCAGAGAUCUCAGAUCUCAACCGGCUGAUCCAGAGGAUCUGCGCGGAGAUAGGAAGUGUGAAGAAGCAGUGCUCCAACCUAGAGACAGCCAUCACUGAUGCUGAGCAGCGGGGCGACUGCACCCUGAAGGACGCCCAGGCCAAGCUGGAUGAGUUGGAGGGCGCCCUGUACCAGGCCAAGGAGGAGCUGGCCCGAAUGCUGCGGGAGUACCAGGAGCUCAUGAGCACAAAGCUGGCCCUGGACGUGGAGAUCGCCACCUACCGCAAGCUGCUAGAGGGCGAGGAGUGCAGGAUGUAUGGUGACUAUCCAAAUUCCAUGAGCAUCUCCGUCAUCAGCAACACCAUCGCCAGGGCAGGAGGGGCUGGCUUCAGCGUGGGCUUUGGCGCCUCCAGCACUUACAGCUAUAAACCUUCAGCAGUAGAUGUUAAAACCAAAGGCAGCUGUGGCAGCGAGUUCAAGGAUCUCCCUGCUAAAACCUCAGGCAGCAGACGUGCAACCAAAAAGGCCUUGAGAUGAAGGGCAGGUGAAGCUGGCUCUGUGAGCAGAAAGCUUUAGACCCCCCCAUGCAUCUCCCCACUCCCUCCCCCCCAACCCCAUCUACCAUCCUCGUCUCCUCCCUCAGGGCCCCUUCCAAAGUCAGGAAUACCUCCUCUGUAACCACAAUCCCAGUCCCAUUCCCGCUUCCUCUUGUCCUCUGCAGGCAAUGUACAGAUGCAAGAAGUACAGCCAUGGCCUCUCUCAGUGACCUCCUCCUCAGCCACUUUUCCCUGGGCCACUGCCCUGAAUGCAGAUAACACACAUACCCAGGAUGCUUCCCCGUGGCCGGACAAGUCCCUCUGUCCUUCACAGCCAAGGGUGUCUCAUUGUCCUACGAUUGGGGUCAUACCCCGGCCUCUGCUUCUCUUGCAAUAAAUGAUCAAUACCAUUUGAUUCUGAGCAUCAG